Messenger RNA from Paramecium pentaurelia, 198 nucleotides. Lineage: Eukaryota; Ciliophora; Oligohymenophorea; Peniculida; Parameciidae. The record is from the annotation of a GenBank genome assembly.
AUGAGGUGUCAUAAAUGUUUCUUCACUAUUGCAAAAUUCAAUCACCUUAAAGAUUAUUAUGCUAUACUCAAUAUAUCCUAAAAAAUAGAUAUAAAAAGCCUUAUUAUUCUUUUGCUAAGAAAUUUCUUCGAGAUCUUAAUUAAGCAAAAGAAGAAAAGUUUAAGGAAGUUAAUGAAGCGUAUGAAAUUUAAAUUUUGA